Messenger RNA from Etheostoma spectabile (orangethroat darter), 5866 nucleotides. RefSeq names its product ras and Rab interactor 2-like. Gene Ontology annotation, cellular component: cytosol; endocytic vesicle. Lineage: Eukaryota; Metazoa; Chordata; Actinopteri; Perciformes; Percidae. Gene Ontology annotation, molecular function: guanyl-nucleotide exchange factor activity; small GTPase binding. The record is from RefSeq and is a predicted model, not a curated record. Gene Ontology annotation, biological process: signal transduction; vesicle-mediated transport.
CGCUGCCAGCCAGCUUCUCAGAAGAGUUUAGGACCAUGGAGGCAGCCUCCCUGACACAGGACAGAUUCAGUUUACUUCUUUUUGCUCACCUGAAAGUUACAGAUACUUAAUUAAGUAUUAAUUAUCACAACCUACAACCGCCGAAGGUACUCGACAUGGAGCUAUAAUGUCAAUUACACGUCCAGCAGGAACUCUUCGGAGCAGCGGAGUUUUCUUUUCCCAGACUGGAACACCACUCACACCGUGGUAGAGAUGGACAGAGAAGGCUCGACAGACAUCAAGAUGUCCACCAGUACCAUCAGUCGACCCUGCAAGCAGGAGAGGAAAGGCAGUUUCUUCAAGCUGAUCGACUCAUUUGCCUGGGAAAUCGGCACCUUGAAAAAGGAAAUGGGGAAGAAGACGGAGCCUGCAGAAGGAGACCACAAUACAGAUACACUUCUUGGACUAGGUGAAGAGGUGGGAGGUCUCUUCCUGCAGGCUUCCCCCUGUGUCGGGAUGGGAGCGGGGCUGGCCGGAGCCAGAGAUUCGGGCUACGAUUCCCUGCAUCGGCGGCUCAGUGUUCUGGACAGACUGGUGCAGACGCAUGCUGUGUGGCUCCAGCUGGGCCUCAGCCACCAGGAUGCCAUACAUAUACUACAGAGCCAACCCACUGGGACAUUCGUGGUGAGGAAGUCAACUAGCCUGCAGAGGAAAGUAAUAUCUCUACGCAUGGACAAAGACUCUGCAGUUCCUGUCAAAGUUCCUGUCAAGGAGAGCCAGUACACUUUCUCUUUGGUGGGAUCAGGCCUGAGCUUUGCAGACCUUUUCCGUCUGGUGGCUUUCUGCUGCAUCAGCAGGGAUGUGCUGCCCUUUACUCUGAAGCUUCCAGAAGCCAUCUCUUCAGCCAGAACGUCUGCUGAUCUCGAGGAGGUUGCUAAACUUGGAGCAGGCUUCUGGGAUGCUCAGUGUUGCCACAGGAGGAAGGACUCUGUCUCCUUAUCGGGAAUAGCUGCUCCCGACAGACCACCUCCCCCUGCCCAGAGACCAGUCUCUUCAGCCACCAGUCCAGGGCGCCCUCGGCUUCUAACCCGCACCCCAUCAGAGCUUGAAUGUUGCCAGUCUAACGGAGCACUUUGCUUUAUCAACCCCCUCUUCAUAAAGGUUCACCAACCAGAUGUUGACCACAGCACCGCUUCAAAUCCCUCUGGUACAGCAAAGCAAGGCCUGAGGGAGGAAACUGUCAGCCUAGAAACCAACACAGACAAUCAACACCCUUGCAGUCAUCAGGUCUGUAGUUUAGAGCAAAGUGACAGCAGCCAGUUUGCUCAAAGAAACCUCGACAGAAACACAGAGUUACCGGACCAAAUCAGCAUCAGCAGCAGCCAGAAGCUAAGCACUGCAGACUGCGUGCCACGGUCCCUACCUCCACGUCCACCCCCGCCUCGCAUUGUGCUGCAACGCUCAGCCCCUGCCCUCCGACAGCGCAGUAUGCCGGAGAAGAUUGCCUGGAUCAACAUCCCCAAGGAGAAGAUGGAGGAGAGGGAGAGGGGCAGCAGCCUCCUUUCUCGUCUGGGCUCCUCGCUAAGCAUCAGCCCCUCGUCCUCCCCUCCCAAGAGAUUUAGCAUCAGCUCCCCCAUAUCCAUCCCCCGGCCCUCCCUGCCCAUCUCUCUUUCAUCACUCUCUUCCUCUCCACGCCGGGCCAAGGCCUCCCCAUCAUCCAGCCAGGAAGAUGCCCAGUGCCACCUGGCACUGGAGGACCAAACUAUAGAGAAGGCCCUCAUUAGGGCCAGACUGUCUCGGUGUAAUGCCAUCAGUACCUCCACCCAGGACUCCAGUAGUCCUCCAAACCCUUCGCUGAUGACACCAAGCAAGCAGGCAGAUGAGACGGGAGGAGAGGAAGAAGAAACAGGUGAGGAAUGCAGUGGCGGCGGCCAGCGGCUGAGCGACAUGAGCCUUUCCACAGAUUCCUCAGACUCUCUGGAUUUCUCUCAGUCCUCUGCCUUCUUCCUUCCCCCUCUGCAUGACCCCAGUCCCCCCACGGUGGAAGACUUUAACACCCACCUCCCCCUCUCACUGCCACCGUCCCACCUGCCUUACUGCGGCAUGGAGGACGACGAUGACGAGGAAGACGAUGAGGAAGAGGAGCCCGACUAUGGUGUCAGUCUGGAGAGCGACCAGGACCAAGACCAGGACCUGACAAUGGUACCGCCGGGCCACCGCACAAAGCGGCGCCCCAGUGCCAGCGCGCUGGUCCUGCAGAAGGCCCUGCGAGGGCAGCUGCGCAAGAUGAGCGGCGUUUUCAACUCGCUGCUGACGCCUGAGAAAAGGGCGAUUCGCAGGGUGCUGGAGCUGUCCCGGGAUAAAGGCUCGUACUUUGGCUGCCUGGUGCAGGAUUACCUGAGCUACAUGACCGAGGGUGCGGGCACCCAAGCCUGGCAGAGCUACGCCUCCGGACUGGAGCUGCUGCAGACUCUCCGCCAGUUCAUUACUCAGAUGAAGAGCUACCUGCGACAGAGCUCCGAGCUGGAGCCACCACUCGAGAGCCUCAUUCCUGAAGACCAGAUCGACCAAGUCCUGGAGAAAGCCAUGCACAAGUGCGUCCUAAAGAGCCUGAAACCGGUGGUGAGUGCCGCCCUGCAGGAGUUCCAGGUGCGCAGCGGUGAGUGGCAGGAGCUGAAGGAGAACCUGGCGUUGGCCAAGUCCCGGCAGCCGCAGGAAAUGGGCGUGGCCGACGCACUGCCGCCGGACCCCGUGGCCAUAGAGAAGAUAAAGCACAAGUUCCACACCAUGAGUAAGCUGUACUCCCCUGAGAAGAAGGUCACCAUGCUGCUGAGAGUCUGCAAGCUCAUCUACACCAUCAUGGAGGACAACUCAGGUCGUCUGUACGGUGCUGAUGACUUCCUGCCCAUGCUGACCUAUGUGUUGGCCCAGUGUGACAUGCCCCAGCUGGACAACGAGAUCCUUUACAUGAUGGAGCUGCUGGACCCCUCUCUGCUCCAUGGAGAAGGUGGCUACUACCUGACCAGCGCAUAUGGAGCCAUGUCCCUGAUUCGAAACUUCCAGGAGGAGCAGGCAGCCAGAGUGCUGAGCUCUGAAACCAGGAACACCCUCCACCAGUGGCACCGCCGACGCACCACCCAGCGCUCUGCCCCGUCCAUUGAUGACUUCCAGAACUACCUGCGGGUGGCGCUGCAGGAGCUGGACAGUGGCUGUACUGCCAAGACCAUACAGGUCCGCCCGUACGCCUCAGUGGAGGAGGUGUGCCGCCUGUGCGCCCAGAAGUUUAAAGUGUCGGACCCUGAGAACUACGGCUUGUUCUUGCUGAUGGAGGGCAACAGCCAGCAGCUGGCGCCAGACACCCACCCUCAAAAGAUCAAAGCAGAGCUCCUCAGCCGUUCGCAGGCCACUCCCUUCUACUUUGUCUUCCGCCGCGUGGCCAACAGUGACGCCUCGCCGACAGAUUCCCUCAAUCUUACACCCAACCUCAACAGCCUCACUGUGGCCGCGGACCCCCACGCCAACCUGAAUCAGCUCAGCAUAGCUAUGUCCGCCUCCUCCCCCCAGCCCACUCUCAGCUCAGGCCUCAGCCCCACUCUGAGCCUCAGUCUGCCGCCAAGCCACAUCAACAGCAGCUCUAUAUCUCUAUGACUGUAACAGAGUGUGACCCAUGGAUGUAUUAUAAGACCUGGAUGUAGCUUUAAUGGCCAAGCCCCGUUCAUUCCUAUGGGAGGUGUUUUGUGUGGUCCAUCCGGCAAAACGUGUCUAAGCUUCUGGGUUUGCUUCUGUGAUACGCGACCACUGACUAUGCGCAAUAGUGUUUCUCUUGCUCGGCCCAUAGACUUUUUGAAUAGCUUUUCUUGACUCAAGGGAAGUUUUUCAAAAAUAAAAAGUCCAUGGAUUAAAAAUUCAAAAUAGAAAGAGUCAUAACCAAGCUUGUUUGCAGUUGGAGGUGUCCUGGCUGCAGUUUUACACGUCUCUUUUACUAUACUGGACUAUGGGGGAAAUCCUUUCUGAGUUGCAGAGGGAUUUUUCAUUGCAAUACGGCCAGUGGCCACUGGACAAAAUCAAUGGUGGGGCUGAGCGCUGUACAUUGGGGACCUGGUUUAAACGGUUGCUUUGUCUCCCAGCAGUGACAAUUUGGACUAUUAUCUCUAACAAACAGGGCUCCAAGAGACCUAAAGGGGUUCAACCGGGUUGUGUGUCUUCACACUCUGACUUCUCCUUUUGGAUGGCACAUCUGUCUCAAUCCCACUCGCUGCAAAGUUCGGUCAGACAGACAUUAGUGAAAGAGGAAAAGAAGAAAGGAGGAACGGAAAUGAAAGAGAUUAUUUUGUUUACUUCCUUGGUUGGCUUUAUACCCUGCAUCAGAGCAUCACUUUGCUGAACACAACUCUCAAAGACAGUCAAGGUAGAGAUGUUGGUGAUGAACUAAAGACCACACCAACACUAAAAUGUUUUACGUGCAUAUUCAGGGUCAGCUGUUCUUGUUCUUACCUUUAGAGUAAAUAGAGGGAAAUCAGAUCGGAUACAUGUGAGACUAUUCUUUGGUCAAUCCUUUUAAAUAUACAACAGAUGGGUUAUUUAGGUGAUAGGUGUUAAACUUUGAUUUACUUAUAACAGUUGCUGGUAAACUGUUAUUAUGUUGUUUGUGUUUUGAAACUGUUAAUCCUCCAGAUUGUUUCUAUGUUUUAAUGGGUGUGGCGACACCCAGUGGUGGCUGGUGCACAUAGCAAGAGUCCCAUCUGAGACACAACAGUGAUGGCCUCAGGUGGGAAGCAACACACAAUACACUGUACUGCAACACAAUUUACCAAAAUUCAAAAGAAGAGGAACUCAACUGAAUAGCUACAACCUUAAGAAAAAGUAUGUAACGAAAGAGAAAAAAAAGAAGUGCGGUAGCAAUGUAUUUCCCACAGCUUUUCUGUAUAUGUGUCUGUAUUGACUUGAAUUGUACAUACAUACAGUAAGUGGCUAUUGGGGGUGGCAAACACACAUAUCGUGUGUUUAUUCAAAUAUUUUCUCCAAAUUCUGUUGGAAAUUUCUACUCCUCAUAAAAAGAAAAACCGAUACGGUACAGAUACAACCUCAGCAAACUAGCGGGCUUUAAUAGAGCACAGUGCUCACUCUCCAUUGACGACUUUUGAAAAAAGAAUCAAAAUCAAUGCAACACAACCAGGGAUUAUAUAUUAACUAGAUAUUGCACACAUCCAUUCUCAAAGCCCGGUGCCUACCCACAAUGCAAAUGUAAAAAAUAAAAAAUGGUGUCAGAGUGUGGUGCCAAGAAACAAGAUAUAUAAAAGAUAAUCCGUGUGUGUGUGUGUGUGUGUGUUGUGUGUGUGUGUGGUGUGUGUGUGUGUGUGUGUGUGUGUGUGUGUGUGUGUGUGUGUGUGUGUGUGUUUCUUAACACACACACACGUUGUAAAAACUAUACUGUGGCUACUGGGCCACGGUUAAUUAGCCAGGGGUUGAUUAGCCACAGCCUUUCUGCUUUGGACGUGCAUAAAGUUGCAUAUUGGCAGGUAGAUCCCAACAUGAUCAAUGAAAAGGUAUAAUAUAUAAUGGCAUUUUUAUUUGAUAAUCUUAAGGAUUAACAUUUUAAUGUAAUAUGUAAAAUAUUCUUCUUGCAUGUAGUUUGUUUAAGUGUAAUGUUAGAAACAGGCAGUUCUGCUGGUGUUUAAAAAAAAUAUAACAUUCAUUUAUGUAUUUACUGAUUAUCCUGGUGAUAUGAAAGAUAGUGUAUCAUACCUUAUAUAUUGCUUGUUAAAGAGCAUUUUUUUCCAUUCAGAUUGACAAUAUGUGACAGAGGAACAACUGUGUCUGCCACAUAACAAUAUUGGCAAUUCUUACUACUGACAAAUGUUAAAGGUUUUUAUCCUGGUGAAAAAAA